Molecule: messenger RNA, 2064 nt
Organism: Chiloscyllium plagiosum (whitespotted bambooshark)
Lineage: Eukaryota; Metazoa; Chordata; Chondrichthyes; Orectolobiformes; Hemiscylliidae
Source: RefSeq, a predicted model, not a curated record
CGAAUCAGAAGACGUUGGCCACAUAUUGAGCUACAUUCAGUGAGUGGCAGCUGUUGUAUUUCCACAAUGGAUCUUGGAAGAAGGUUGAACAGAGGUGCAAAUAUCACAUUUAUUAAUCCCUGGAUUAAGUACUAUCUAUUUUUCUUCAGUUUCUUGUUCUGGAUCAUCUCACUGGUGAUUGUUGCCAUUGGAGUAUAUGCAAAGAUCCAAAAAGCCACAGAUGCUGUACGGGAUACUUUUGUUAUUGACCCUGCGAUAAUUAUGAUUGUGGUUGGAGCUAUUAUGUUUUUAAUCACCUUCUGUGGCUGCAUUGGAGCUCUGAGAGAAAACAUUGUGCUGCUGCAAGUGUUUUCGGUGAGCUUGACCAUCCUAUUCUUGGUACAGUUGGCGGUUGGAGUCCUGGGAUUUGUCUACUCAGACAAGGCUGAAGACACAGUGAGUAAAUUUAUCAAGAAAGCCAUUGUCCAUUACAGGGAUGACAUUGACCUGCAGAAUCUGAUAGACUACAUCCAGAGAGAGUUUCAAUGCUGUGGUUGGAACAGCUACAAAGAUUGGUCAAAGAACAUGUAUUUCAACUGUACCCCGACCAAUCCCAGCCCCGAACGCUGUGGUGUGCCUUACUCCUGCUGUACACUGAUACCUGGUGAGUCAGUGAUCAAUACAAUGUGCGGUUUUGGGAAACAAUCGCUAAACCAACUGGAAGCCUCUAAAUUCCUGCACCCGGUGGGCUGUGCUGACAAGGCAGCGAUCUGGAUAGAGAGUCAUCUGCUGCUGGUGGGAGGCAUUGUGCUUGGGCUGGCACUGCCACAGAUCGGAGGGAUUGUGCUGUCUCGAAUGCUGAUUGGACAGAUCAAAGAGGAGAUUAAAUCAAUAUAAUGACUGGAGCCUUGUCUAUGGGAAACAAACCAAAGGCAGUGUCAUUUGCUGAGCCUUAGCCAAGAAUCAAAGAUGCCAAACUGGCUGAAAGAACAUUCAAGACCUUUUUGUUAUGAGAAACAACAUCAAAUGCUGUUCUUUUAUUUCUGAUCAACUGAAAUGGAGGAAUCCAAGAUAGUGCAUUGUCGGUUUCUCUCCUCAUCUUUCACCUGCAUCACUAAGAGUUGAACGGAGCAGAUACUGAGGAUCACAGGGAGCACUGCAGUCAGCUGCGUUCUCAGCCAACAUCCCCUUUUCCACAAUUGGUUUUGAGGCAACUAUUUGAGUGAUUCAGCGUGUCAGCAAAAGGUCAAAAAAAUUGAGAACAAUUUCAUAAUUUCCAACAUAGAUUUCACAUUACGAAAGCAUGACUAAACAGCUGAUAUAUUUAUCAGGCUAGUUCUGCAGUGUAAUUCACCCAAUGCUGGUCUGAAAAGAUAUGGAGUAAAAACUGCUGUCUCCAAAAUAUUGCAAUAGCCUACAACUUAGCAGUGAAGAGAAGGUACAUAAUAUACACACCAUUCUGGUUUUAUCUGGUGUUUCUCCUCUUCCAUCUUAUCUCUUAUGCCCACCCCACUCCCACACCCUUCUACCCUGCUCCUACAUAUUGACAGUGCAGUCCCUUUGAUUCUUACUCUGCUCCCACAGUGACGUGUGACAGGUGAGGUGACCCUUGACUUCCAAUUUCUCACCUUCACCUGAUGAUUACAGACAUGCACUUUGCUGCAGGCAUGGAAUUAACAAGGAAUGAACUAACCAGUCACUAGGGAGCAGCUAGAAAUGGGACCCUGAUAUGACUAUGUUUUCCACCACUCAGCUGGGAUAAAUGUGCUGACAAUUGAACCCCAAUGUUCCACAAACCAUCACAAACAUGGACCUACUUAAAUAAUCCACCAAGAUGAUCAAUUUCCAUGCUAGCUGCUAUUCAGGACAGAAGUAAUUCCAUAAGAAAUAGGAACAGGAGUAGGCCAUUCGGCCCUUCAAGUCUGCUAUGCCAUUCAAUAGAACCAAGGCUGAUCCAACAUUCCUCACAUCCAUUUUACUGUCUUGUCCGCUUAACUUUUGAUUCCCCUAAUGAUCAAGAAUCUGUCUGUAUCAGCCUUAAAUAUGCACAAGGAUUCUGCCCACACAGUUCUCUGUGGCAAGGAG